CUCAUCCUGGCAACACGACGUAAAAGCCAUGAUGUCGAUUGUCGUGCGGCUUCUUCCGUGUGUAUAGGUCGCGUGUUCUAUCUAUAAAGAAAUGAAUUGGGAAGAGUUCCAUAUACCCACACAUUUCAUUUAGCUCAGCUAAACAACGGCAACAUGCAGCAGCUUGCAAUGGUAAAGUGGAUGGUUCUGGUGGUGUUUACGGUCGCCGCCGUUGGCCAACCAAGCCCUACAUGUUCUGCAGACACCAAGUUUAUGCUCACGACGUGCGCCGCGGAAGUACAGCAGUCCAUUCUGUACCCGCGCCUGCAGCUGCCCGACCGCAUCUGCCGCGGAGUCGUGUGCUGGCCCUUUCUCCAUCGCCAAGUGAUUCCGUGUGUGGAUGCCACGCAUAUCCUGUACGAACGCGUGCGGUCCCUGUGCCCAGGGAAGAACGGCGAUGCCACCACCAAGGAAGUGUCGACGAUGCCAAUGACGACAACCAGCGCAGGUCCUACGUCAAGUUCAAUCGCCCCCUUCAACCACCCUGCUCCAUCUCGUGGAAGCCCGGCAACACCAACCACGGUCGCAGCAGUCGAGCCCAUCCUGGCCAUCAUUCCAACGCCUGGAGCUAUGAAUGCAUCGUCCGUCGACGCCUCGGUCCCGGCAUUUGAAGAUGGGAAACACGUUACCAUGGAACCUUCAAUCGCGGCGGACGUAUCUGCGAUGGCAUCUGCCCUCGCCCACAAUGGCACGAACUCGUCUUGGAUUGUAGCACCUCGAACGACCAUGGGUGUGUACGCGAAGACGCCAGAGGCGCGAGGAGCGAAUACUACCAUGGACGACUCCAUGGUGGGAGAUGGAGAGACCAGCGUGCGGACGAACCCAGGAGGCCCGCCCACGCAAUCUAACGGCGCCACGACGGCCUUCGCGUCCGGCGUUGUGCUCCUGCUCGCGCAUCUCAGUUGAG
Aphanomyces astaci is the source of this 946-nucleotide messenger RNA. RefSeq lists its product as hypothetical. The record is from RefSeq and is a predicted model, not a curated record. The coding region runs from base 154 to 945 and encodes 263 amino acids. Lineage: Eukaryota; Oomycota; Saprolegniomycetes; Saprolegniales; Verrucalvaceae. The transcript has a single exon.